AUGGCGGCCGCACCACCACCUCAGCAGGCCAUCGCGGAGCGCGCUGAGAUUCACAAAUCUUGUCGCGCUCUGGAGACGGUCGUAAACAUCUUGAACGAUUACUCUGAGGCCGCUCGCGCCAUUGUCACUCUUCAGAAGAAGCUUGCGAAAGCUUUGCGGGACGCAUCUUCAUGUAAGGCUACCGGGGACAUUGCGAGUAAUGCGUUUAGUUCGAGUGCGAGCCUGUUCGACGCGCUGUCCGAAAUCGACUCGAAGUUCGCAAAGAUUACGGACAAAGAGUGCGAUGCAGUGACCGGAGAGGUCAGGAAAUGGUUCAAGAAGCUUGCUAAAGAGGAGAAAGCCCAUGACGACCGUAUGGCGGCUGUGAAUGCACGAAUAAAGGCGGCCGGCGCGUCCUACGAGAAGAAAGCCAAGAAGAACAGCUACGACGCUGCCGAUGAGCAUACGCGAUACAUCAAUCUCUUGACUUCAUUAGGACCAGAGUUGACGCAGGAGAAAUACAACCACCAACUGGGCGUCAGUCAGCGCAGUACCGCUGUGACCUACAAUGUUGCGGGAACAGUCGCACGCUUGGCAGAUGCGGAAUGGCUUCGUUCAACAGAAGGUGUCCGCCGCUUUGCACCGCUCAUCGGGUCAGUCGGGGAAUGGCGAGCCUUGUGCGAGGGUGGCUGGACCGCGGCGCUACCAGAACCACUACCAGAUCUGGACGCUCCAGCUCGCUCCCAACCCCAGGCGCAAUCAGGUGGAUCGCCGCUCCCUCAGUAUAUUGUGCCUUCCAAUGUACUUGCGAAUCUUCAACCACGAACGCCAACCGAACAGGCAAGGUCUCCCCUGGAUCAACCGCGCACGCCGACGGAACACUUGACGCCCAGUGCUGAAGACAACCCGCCCAUGAACGCAGAAGAUCGGAACAGAACACUGUCCAUGGCUAACUUGGCUUCCUUCCCAAUCCCGCCAACUCAUUUCCCUUUGCCGCCUGUCAGCAAACCCUCUACGCCUCUGGCUGAAUCACCGAUCAAACAGCUCAUGGCGUCGCCAUUGGCAAAUACACCACCGCUUGAGUCCCGCACAACCUCUUCAUCUGGUACUGUGUUCUCGGAGGGAAGCGCAUUGUCCAAAUCAUCGGAGUCCUCAACUCAACCCAGUACUCCGGCGCCUGCCGAAGAACCCCGAUCCAUGCCAUUGCGACCACCUGAAGCUCGUGAGAACGUGCCAUCGCCGUCUUCAUCCUCUUCGGCCCCGCGUAGCCGGUCAGAGCCAGAGAAACCUCGAGACGAACAGCCCUCCAGACCAUCUCGGCCUACCACACCUACAGGACCUGCACCCGGCUUCAGACCGUCUUCGCCAACAAAGCCAUCCACGCCAUUCUCCCGAGAUCGCGGGUCUGCAUCAUAUGGACUUAAUCCUUCACGGACAGGCUCGCCCCGCUUGGGCACGACCGCCAGCAUACUGCCCAAGGGCGACUAUCUCGAGGAUCGCGACUUCUCUCCAACUGCCGGCCCAGAUAAGGCUCGCAGCCUUGACUCCGUUACACCGAGGCGCGGCACGUUUGACCGCACGGAUACCAUGAGGAGCACUGGAAGCUCGACCUCUAUCGCACGCGAUAAGAUGGCGCGGACAACUGGACCAGGAUCUCCGCCACCUCGAGAUAUCCCUCGCUUAAACCAAUCCGUAACAGAGAUCGCCUCUAAGUUCCAGCAAUCCGGCUCGGGGCGGCCACCUUUGUCACCCGCCGAUGAUGGACCACUAAGGCGCUCGUUUGACGCGUCUACGGCCAGGCGCUCGCAGGAUCUGGGCGAGAUUCGCGGAGUGCGCCGCUCCGUCGAUCUCGCGGAACCGUCCUCUAACUCGACACGACCAACGACUAUGUACGUGGACGACCUGGAGAGGCGACGAGCGCGUGUAGCAGAGCUUGAAGAGUUGGAGCGUCGAGAACGCGAGCUCGAAGAUAGAUCCCGGGAUCGUCGAUGGCGGGACGAGGGAUUACGACGGCCUGAUGAAGAGCGUGGAGGGCUUGGGCGUCUACGAGAAGAAGAUGAACUGGCCUCAAGCACAAGGCGAUACGGACAUUCGCCUGAUCCCACAUACCGCUCGCGCCCACCGCAACGGGAAGAUGUCCGACAACGACCUGGCGAUCGUUCUCCUCAACCAUCAUCGCGAGAUGGAUACAGCAGUGACGCGGGGCGCCCAUACGCCAACAAUCGGCCUAUGUCCUCGGGCGCUCUCCCCAUCGCGACCCGUUUCUCACAAAGUACGACGCAUCUCGCACAGCCCCAGCCCUCUUCCGCGGGCGGCCUCAGCUCGCGCACACCAUCCGAUCAACCCUUCCCUUCACACUCACCCGCGACAAGCCCUGGCCUCGGCGUCAGUACACAUCCUGGUAACUGCACUUGCCCUGCAUGUACGGUCGAGCGCGCGGCGAAUGGCCAGCCACUCGAGACGCGCGAGCGUAAGACGUCAGGCUGGCGAAGGCGGUUGAGUAUGCCGGUGAUCAUACCCUUCACUGGCGAUGGCAAGAAGGACAAGGGCAUAUCCGGCGGGAAACCUCUAGGGCACCAGCCCAACUCCAGCGUCACCAGCUUCGGUGUACGACGGUCAUGA
This is a messenger RNA of Peniophora sp. CBMAI 1063, 2601 nucleotides long. The record is from the annotation of a GenBank genome assembly. NCBI's taxonomy places the organism in Eukaryota, Fungi, Basidiomycota, Agaricomycetes, Russulales, Peniophoraceae.